UGCGUCUAGCUAGCCCUAGGUUGAAACGUCGCACGAACCUUUUACUCCCACUAUUCACAUAAGCUGAGUAGUAAUAGUAGUCAGAGCUUUCGCGGCUCAAAGGCGUUACAAUCCCCCCCUCCUACUCUACUAGCCCCGAUUAAUAGGAGACGGAUCCCUACGGUGCUAAUUUAUUAAAGAGGUGUUCAAACCUGAUGGCGCUCUGCUGAAGCAUGGGCUUAGUUUCGCUGUCAGUGCAACGUACAGAUACAACAGCACUUGCGUCUGAUCCAUGUGUGCUAACUUUUCGAGACCGAGCAAAUCAGAAACUCAAAACAGGAAUACGGUUGUGGAGUCAGAGUCAAUGUUACGUCAUCCAAAAUUAUCAGAUAAGAGCAUCAGUAAUCUAACGUCCAAUUUUCACGAAAUGACCGGCCAACGUCUCCAACGCAACACUUCGAUCCCAAGCUACACAGAACCACAUACAAAUUCUACCACCACCAGACAUGAUGAGGAAGUAGAGAGGGUGGAUAUAAUUCCUUCAACAAGGGCAUCCAUUGUUCGGGCGUUGGCUCUACUAUGUGCAUGUUCUCUCAGUGUCGGUAGCCACUACGCGUCAUACACGCUAGGGCCCUUGAAAUCUCGACUUGCGCGGGAGAUCAACACGUCCAACACGGAAUUUAGUCUGCUGAUUUCUGCAUUCAGUUUAAACAGUACAUGGACACCUCUAGUCGGGGGCUUUAUGGCAAGUAAACUUGGUACGACGCUCACUAGUAUCAUUGCUACUAGUGUCAUAUUUGUUGGCCAGGUUUUACUAUUGGUCGGUGACAUAAAAGGAGACAUUCGAUUGAUGGUAUUUGGGCUGUUUGUGUUCGGAUUUGGAGUUAGUCCUCUUGCCGUUGUGCAGGAGUCCAUCAUAAUUCGAUUCUUCAAAUCGCACGGACUCGGUGUCUCAAUGGCACUGGGACUUGUAGCUGGCAAAUUGGCUUCAUUUAUUUCAGCGCGAACUUCUCUCCCUCUUGCGGAACGUUUUGGGCGCCACGCACCAUUCUAUGUGUCCACAUUCUUAGCUGCUCUUUCCCUUCUCAUCAACCUGGUCUAUAUGGCAUCCUCAAAGUGGCUUAUACGGGGUUCUGGCACUGUCUUGCUAGAGGCUUCCGAGAUACGAAGUGAGGCGAGGCGCCGCUCCCUGUACGAUCUCUCCGAGGCUCAGACGCUGGAGAGUGUUGCAAAAAAACGUCACAUCAGGUUCAAAGAUAUUCCAAAGCUUGGGGAUAUUUUCUGGGCUUACAUAGGGCUAAACAUCCUAUGUGGCACUAUAUGGGCCCCUUUCACCCAUUUGGCAGCCAACUUAUUUGAAAAGAGAUAUGGAUUGACGGAGCACGCUGCCAGUACACAAGCUUCCUACCUUCUGGUUGGGAGCAUACUCUUGUAUCCUGCUACCGGAUUCACGGUAGACCGGAUGAAGCAUCCACAAGCUGCACUUCGCAUGUUCACGCUGUCAUCUGUAUUGAUGUUGUUUGGAUACGCUUGGCUUGUUCUUCCACCAGCGUGGACGGGAACACCCUUCCCUGCAGUUGCUGCCUUUGCGACUGGCAUUGGCUUUUCCCCUUUCUUGGUCCCUCAGCUGGUUCCGUUUAAGUUUGUAUCAACUACUCUGGGUGUGCACAAAAGCAUGGAACAAACGGGCGCGACAAUUUUCCAAACCAUAGCUGGCCUUGUUUUAGACGGUGAUCAACGAGUCAAAAAAGGCGACCAGGACACGACACAGCAGUUGUUGAACGUGUUUCUCGCUUUUAAUGUUUUGCAGCUAUUAGGUAUCAUCGGUCUAUCGCAUCUCGAUAGUCGACGGAGGCAGGCAGCAGAGACUCUUGAGAACACAAUCAGAGAUGAAGGGGGUGUCGAACGUGAAUCAGAAGAAGAGUCGACCUUCACCGGGGGCGAAGGAGAUAUCCUGGCUUCAGAAAUCGGACCGUUGUCUUCUCAAGACCCAAGAAAACCUCUACUUGGUCGCCGGCCCAGGGCAGAUUCUGGCGCCAGUUGUCUCCCUUCUUCUUGUCCUCCCCAAGGAGUUCGUGGACACCCAGAGAUAAGGAGGGGUCGUAUUUUUGUGUGCCUUUGCGCCAUGCUUAUUAGCAGUGCUUGGGUAUUGUUUUUGAGCACUGCGUGGCUGAGGCUCCGGUCGGGACAGCAAAGAGAUUCACAUUAGUUCACGUGGCUAGUGUUUAGAUACUUGUUAUG
This is a messenger RNA of Suillus bovinus, 2220 nucleotides long. RefSeq names its product major facilitator superfamily domain-containing protein. NCBI's taxonomy places the organism in Eukaryota, Fungi, Basidiomycota, Agaricomycetes, Boletales, Suillaceae. Gene Ontology annotation, biological process: transmembrane transport. The transcript has 9 exons. Gene Ontology annotation, molecular function: transmembrane transporter activity. The record is from RefSeq and is a predicted model, not a curated record. The coding region runs from base 272 to 2188 and encodes 638 amino acids.